CGCGCGGAUAAAAAUCCACGGCAAUCAGCAGCACAGGACAAAAGUUUGGAGCAGCGCUAUGUAGAAGAACAUCCAGCGCAGAUUCUUUUUUUGUUUGCGAUCAGGCUGAGUCCCUUCAAUUUCACUGUGUCUGAAAGUGAGACGGGCUUCACCGAAGACGGGGGGGAAAUCAAUAUAAGGAGACCCAACGGAGGCGCUUGAAUCAAGGAAAGAAGUGCUGCGAGGAAGAAACACCGCGUCUCAAACUCUCACACACGCACCAACAACACAGCCGCGCCCGGAUCACAGCCUAUACAGCACAGCGCAACACCUGCUUUUCUGUUCUAGCAUGGCCAGUUCGAGUAAAGCCACUUUAAUCUUGCUCAUCUAUGGAAUCUUAAUGCACUACAGCGUCUUCUGCACACCUAUAGGACUAAGUUACCCUAAGAUCAGACUUGAAAACGACGCGUUCGAUGAGGAUGGGAACUCUCUGUCCGACAUGGGUUUUGACAGUGACCAGCUUGCUAUACGAAGCCCCCCGUCCUUAAACGACGACGCGUACAGCCUGUACUACCCGCCAGAAAAAAGUGACGACAACAGCAUGGAGGAAGAGUCAGAGCCUCUAUCCAAAAGACACUCGGAUGGGAUCUUCACCGACAGCUACAGCCGCUAUAGAAAGCAGAUGGCCGUGCAGAAAUACCUGGCAGCGGUUCUGGGUAGAAGGUACAGACAGAGAGUUAGGAACAAAGGACGCCGGCUCGCCUAUUUGUAGCUCCGUUAGAAGAAAGAAAGAAAGAAAGAAAGAAAGAAAGAAAGAAAGAAAGAAAGAAAGAAAGAAAGAAAGAAAGAAAGAAAGAAAGAAAAUAAUGAAUGAAAGAAAGGAAACAAGGAAAGAAGGAAACAAGGAAGGAAAGAAAAAGAAAGAAAAAGAAAGAAAGAAAAGAAAAAACAAAGAAAGAUAGAAAGACAAAGCGCCCAAAACUGCCUCCUGUGUAAAUACAUCCAGUCGUUAACUCAAAGUCAUUCAGAUAUAUCUGACCAACCAGUGGAUUGCGCCUGUGUCCUUUCAACAUGUAUUUAUGUAUGAAGUAAAGCCAUUAAAAUGAAUAUUUUAUUAAUAAUAUCGUUUUUUUUCUUUCCCCUUUUUGUACGAAUGCACUUGAUACCGCACAGUUCUAGCUACUUUGUGGACCAAUAUUUUAUUUCUCAUGUGGAGAUGUUGAAAACAAACAAAAAAAAAAAAACAUGACAAAAAAAGAUGAUGAUGAAAUCAGAAAAAAAAAAAAGAUAGAUGUGCACCUUCAACGUUUACGCGCUUGAAAUCUCUAAAGGUUCAUCCACAUAUGCAGAAAAUAAAUAGAUUUUCAAAAGACAAUCAAAGUAUUGAAUGUUACUACUUAUUUUUGUAGUCUAUUUUUUUAGUGUUGUUCGUGUUUUUUGUUUUCCAAACGCAGGCCCAAAGAAGUAGUGAGCAUGCCCUGUGAGGCGUAUCCAGUCUGAUCAUAAAUGAUAGAUGCUACCCAUUUUUUUUCCACGCUCCCUUUAAUGGGAGCUUUGUGGGUUUGGAGAGUUUCGCUGACCCUCCAGGGCAGGAAAGCGAGAUGGUUUCUGUUGGACAGCUUCUCAUCCAAUGGAUAUCUUGAUGAUUUACACAUCCAUCCACACUACUGGUGGGAAAAUGUACCCGGCUUGUGUAGAAAAUGUGGAUAUUUAGUCACACGUGUGCUUUUACAGGGGGAUUAUUGCCUUUACAGGAGAUCUGGUUGCAAAAAGCACUGCCUGCUUACCUGCCUCAAAGUCAUUUCACAGUAGGAGAUGAAUCGCUCUGUAUAGGAUUGUGCAAGAAACGUUUGAUCCUCAGUGUUGCAAGCCAACAGAAAUAUCUGGAGAAACUGCGCUUAAUCUGUUGAUUGUAUGCAGGUAGCAGAGAGAAAAAAAAACAACAGGAAAAGAAGCACAAAGGAAGCAUCAGAGUCCCAGAUGCUUAGAGAGGAUAUUUACCUUUUAUUUGGUGCAUGUGGAAACUGACACCUUGCUAAUUCUCGCUUAGAGACUGCAUGCCUAUGUGCUUUUAUUGCUAUUGUUGUGAAGUGGGCUGCGCCAAGCUCAUUUCCACACCCCUCCCCUCUGCUAUAUUGUGACAAAAAAUGUGAACAAGGAGAGCAGGAGGUGGUAGAUAAUGGAACUGCACUGACUUGUUGAAUCUUUACCUCCCCUGCCAGUGGAUGUGACAGAACGCUGAUUACUUUUUUGUCUUAUAGUAGCAGUUCUUUUUCAUUUUAGUCUAAAUGGCCUUUGCUGGAUUAGUGCUGUGCUUCAACUGUGGGCGAGAAGCUGAUCUGUGUUGGACAUCUACUGUGCAAUGAGAAAAAAAAAAGAGAAGAGAGAGUGUUAGGGUGAGAUGGAGAGAUGAGAGAAUGUAGAGGAAGAGGGGAGUGAAAGAGAGGUUGUAUAAGUAACCAGCCACAGCGCCGAAAGAGUCGGGGUGUGUGGAGACAGAAGAGAGGCGAGGGCCUCUUCUGUCUCAGUGAGAUCAGGGUCAAUGAGUCUGAUAAAGCAGAAUAUCAGAUGUUGAAUUCCCUUCACAGAGGCUUUCCUGCAGGAAGAUACGUUUUCCCUCUAAUGCCAGAACACAGCUGAUUGAAAUUCACCCCUUCCACCUAAAAGGGUAACAUCAUGGACUUAUUAUAAGGGAACUUUCCAAGUAUUUAUUCCCUAUCAUGCAAAUGCAGCUUUCUGUGCAUCCUUGCAAUCGAAUCAGCAGCCUAUCACCCCCCCCCCACCCCCCUCGAUAAAACAUAUCAAUACGCUCUUUCUCUAAUUUGGCUUUAAUCCACAGGCUUUGUGUGUAUGCAUGUAUGUGUGUAGCAAACACACGCGUAUGUGUAUUGUGAGUGACCGAAACGCGGACGUGGAGGUGGAAACAGCUUUCGGCUUUCGUGCCUUCCUUGGAUGUGAGAAACCUAAAAAAGAAAAAAAACUAAACAAAACGAACAAAAAAACAAAAAAACAAAACAAAGAAAAACUUUGCCACGAGUGACGGAUGGCAAUUUCAGUGGCCCUACGAUGCUGCAGUCCAUAAGCUUACAUUGAAACUUCCUUUUACCCUGUUUAAUUGCUCAGCUUAGUCUGCCCCAACGGUAGUAGAAUUAGGCUUUUGUUUUCACAGCAUGGCCCAUGAGUUAUUUUCAGUAUAAAAAAAAAAUAUAUAGUGUAGACAAGAACAGAAUGUACAUGUUGGUGGAGCAGGCAACAUGUGUGCGCGCGUGUGUGUGCGUGUGCGCGCGGACGAGCGUGAGUGUGUGCGCGUGUGUGUGCAUGAGCUUGGGUUGUUCAGUGUCAGUGAGUUUGUGGACAUUGACCAGUGUUUGUUAUUGUUGAUUAUGAGGUGUUGUUGAUUAUUUUGAUAUUGGUCGGUAACCUAUAUGAUUAGAAAAUAGCCCCUAUAUAUAUAUCCUUUACGACUCUGUGCAUCUCUAUCUCAAAUAAAUUUCAAAAAAGGGUCUAAGAGCAUAAUAACCGAGAUGUUGUUCAGAUCAUAGAAAAUGCCUGUUGUUGAUAGUUCUGACAGCGCCCAACGCCUUACUUCAAUGUUGAAACUCUUAUCUAUUUGAGAAUAUUGUGUUUUAGAAGUUAACCUCAGUGCAAAGUGGCAUCGUUAAACACACACGAGUCCUUCUAUGGGGUUUUUACGUUUCUCAAUGUCAUGAAAGUGUUGUAAGAUUUGUAUGAAUAAAUUUUUGUAAACAACAAAA
This is a messenger RNA of Fundulus heteroclitus (mummichog), 3734 nucleotides long. It is a transcript of the gene adcyap1b, whose product is annotated as adenylate cyclase activating polypeptide 1b. Gene Ontology annotation, biological process: positive regulation of protein kinase activity; regulation of protein localization; neuron projection development. NCBI's taxonomy places the organism in Eukaryota, Metazoa, Chordata, Actinopteri, Cyprinodontiformes, Fundulidae. Gene Ontology annotation, molecular function: pituitary adenylate cyclase activating polypeptide activity; neuropeptide hormone activity; peptide hormone receptor binding. Bases 329 to 751 code for a protein of 140 amino acids. The record is from RefSeq and is a predicted model, not a curated record. The transcript is spliced from 4 exons. Gene Ontology annotation, cellular component: perikaryon; extracellular region; neuron projection.